UAACAGCAUCAUGCACGGCAUCAAGCUUCCACCCGGCGAGACAGUCGUCUACUCUAUCUUUGGAGUCCAAUACUCCAACGAGGGUCCCUCCGCCACUCAGCGCGCUUUGAUCGAUGAAUUCGACCGACUGCUCGUCCCCUCGGUAAACCACGUCGACAAGGUCAUCGAAGAUGGCUGGCCUCCUGCCCAAGGCAAAUCGCACAUCUGGCUCGGCUACUGGGCCAAAAAAGAUGACUACCUUGCAUGGUGGAAUCAAGACCCAGUCCAGCAAUUCUGGAAAUCUCUCCCCCUCGAUGCGGGGAUGUUUCGCGAGAUUCUAAAGCUGCCCGUCUCUCGCAUCCAUUUCCGAACCACCCUCGACAAAGUCGACGGACUGAGGCACCUGGUCGAUCCCAACGACUCUAUUUCGCUCAACAACAAGACAGGAUACUGGGGAUGCUACCGCCACACCACGCCCGAGAUGGUGGCGAACCCAGAAAACCGAUUCAACACCACGAUGGAAAAGCUGCCUACCGCCCCGCGUCUAUCGGCAGAGCCCAAGACGAAGACUGGUCGGGUGAGGGUUACAAAAGUACCUGACAAUCUUCUAUUCGCGGUAGAAGGCCAGGAUCACUCCGCCAUGGGCCCAAAGGAAAGAGACUACUGGUUUGAGACAUUCGACAAGACGAACCAGAAAUGGACGGAUGGGUUGUUCGCUUCCACGUCCGAGCAGGGAGUUAUGGAUACGCGGAUCUGCUACUAUCCCGACAGUGGAUAUAUGGAGGAUGCAAAUGGCAACAAAGCACCGGGGGCGCUAGGGUAUAAUCGCAAGGUCCAGUUGCUUUACUUUGCGGAUAUGUCGGCGAUGCAGCGGAUUGGAAUGCAGAAUAAGGAGCAUGUCGAGCUUCGCAAGACCUUUAUGAAGGCGUAUGGACCGGAGGGUGAGAUGGCAAAUGGCAAGUUUUAUCUCUGGGUUGAGACCAACUUGCUCCCGGCAGAUGGAGUUGAAUGUGAAUACGUUGGAUGUCUCGAGGGAACAGGAUUGUCCAAGUAUGGCGACCACGAGGCUUUUACGGUCGAGACAACCAAAUGCUGCGAGUGAUCAGAUGUAUUUGGGUAAAUAGAUUACAUGAAGAUCAGAACAUGUCAAUAUACAACAAUCAACUAAACUAGAUAUACAAUCGAUAAAUCAUCGCCCCGCAAGUCCCUUGAUCGUCUCCCAUCCAGGCAAAGUCCCAUUAUCGCCGGGCCUCUUAUACAUAAAGUUCGGAUCAGGAUUCGUCUCUCUCUGUUCAAUCUCGCCAACAGCGUCAUAUCGGUCCUGAACAUGAGCUUCUGCAGCUGCUUUCUGUUCCUGCAGCCCAGAGUAGUUUCCAAAGAAGGCCUUUUGGCCGGGAUUGGUGAGGUGAUCAAGCGAUGAACCUGAACCCUGCUGGCCUUGCUUCUGAUAGUCAUGGCUACUGCUCUUUGGCGGACUUCCACUGUCGACAUUGUUGGCUGGUGUGGACUGAGUGCCGACA
Messenger RNA from Aspergillus wentii DTO 134E9, 1499 nucleotides. RefSeq lists its product as uncharacterized. The annotation marks the transcript as partial. NCBI's taxonomy places the organism in Eukaryota, Fungi, Ascomycota, Eurotiomycetes, Eurotiales, Aspergillaceae. The record is from RefSeq and is a predicted model, not a curated record. The transcript has 2 exons.